Messenger RNA from Acanthoscelides obtectus, 798 nucleotides. The record is from the annotation of a GenBank genome assembly. Lineage: Eukaryota; Metazoa; Arthropoda; Insecta; Coleoptera; Chrysomelidae.
AUGAUCGUAUUGUCUAAAGUAGAAAAGAUACCACCAGACGACGACAAUGUGCUGAACCAAAGCAACAGUUUCAUCGGCCUGUUCAUAUUACUGGGCAGGACGUUCACUUACAUCUUGAACCACGGUUUCCAAAUAGCAAUAAAUGUGUUUAUAAUUGUCUUCAUAGAAGCCAGUCCAAUGUUGCUGAUGGAAACGUUCAACUUAGGACACGAACUUAUAAACUGCAUCACCGACAUAUUUAAUUUUGCUGUCACUUUGGACGAGAGCGAGAUCGAAUUCUAUGAGUAUCUGUGACACUUCUACCUUUGACAUAAUAUAAAACUAAUAAACCAUUUUGUUGACAGUUUUUUAGAGUCACUUGUUAACGUAUGAAAACUCUGUAGGCUAGACAUAUACCUAAACAUUCUGGUGUAACAAGCGCAUCCAAAUUUCGCUCCAAAGCUUUUCAUAUACGACAGGUCUGGUAUAAUGACGCAAACGCAGAUUUACUGUCAUUUUUCCUAAACCACAGAAAUCGCAUUUUGAUAGUAUACUGAUUAAGAUGUGACGUUUAUAGCAUCAUUGUCUAGCAUAGGGCAAGGGUGGCCAACCUGAUUAGAUAAGACGGCGAAACCCUGUGAGGUCUACCAACUACACACCUCUUGAAAUUAUUGUAAUUAUUCAUGCAGUACUUUUUAUAAAGGAAAGCAUACAAUUGAAUUAUCAAUAGCUACUUACUAACUACUUUUAUAUUUUUCAUUUAUUUAUAAUUUUAGUGGGAGCAAUGCGCCCUCUAGUUUGUGAAAUAAUUAUUAUAAA